AUGGACAACGACUACCUUUGCAAUAAUCCUUGGAUUGGCCAGCAGCCAGACGAGGCCGACCACAUUAUCGAUUAUCUGAACAGCGACCAGGGGAUCAUGUUCCCUACCAGCGAGUUCGUGGAGAGCCCUGAGGUUUACUCCGAUGGAAUUCGUGAAUCGCUUCGGGAGCCUGCUGAUGCAGACAAUGGCUUACCACCCCUCAUUCUCCCACCUGCUGUCGACGAGUAUGACGCGGACGCUGAAGAUGUCUACCUGAACGACCCAGAUGUCCGAGCUUAUGCCUCCCUUGCGGACAAUUGCUGGGACUAUAUCUUGCAACCCCUCUUGAGUGCACUGAGACCCCUACGAGGACUUCCCUGCAUCUUGAUUAUGCCUUUUCAUUUCCUGCUUCUUGAUCUCUACUGCAUUAUUACCGAUAUGGAUGGACCGUUUCUUCGUCAAAUCAUCCCCGUCAUUCUCGUGGAAGUCGCCGAGCGGUAUGAACCUGGAGCAGGCUUCCUUGUCAACGUCGUCGUCGGUCUCAUGCCUCAUAUCUUGGAACAGCUCCGUCCAACACUUGUUGCGUAUGGCGGCCGACUUUCGGACCUGUGCGAUGAGUUUCAGGGCUUCCUUAUUCUUUGUGUAGACAAGAGUCAGAAUCGGCGUUCCCGAAACGUAUGCUGA
This is a messenger RNA of Fusarium odoratissimum NRRL 54006, 663 nucleotides long. RefSeq lists its product as uncharacterized. The record is from RefSeq and is a predicted model, not a curated record. NCBI's taxonomy places the organism in Eukaryota, Fungi, Ascomycota, Sordariomycetes, Hypocreales, Nectriaceae. The transcript is spliced from 3 exons. The coding region runs from base 1 to 663 and encodes 220 amino acids.